AUGGCGAAGACGGAGGUAGAAGAACGGAAUCGUACUCUUCGACUGAGGAAGAAAAACCGAAGGAUCCGUUCGAAAUUCCCUCCGAUUCUUGGUCGUACUCUGAAACUGAGACGGCCGUGGCUCUUAGCCCGAGCGAAAAAGGAUGAUAAAAAGAUUGGAAACAAGUCCAGUUACCAAACAAUAUUGAUUGAAGAAGACGAGAUAGUUGUCUCACAAGGUUUGAUUGAUUUCAAACUUGAUAAAGGCAAGUCUAUGUAUGAAGAUGAGAUGGGAUUUUAUGAUUUCGUCAUUAGAUCUCUUAACAAUGAGAAAUCGCCUAUGAGUGAAUAUUUAGUGAAAGAAAGAUGGAACAUGGAGUCUACUGAGACCAAGAUGAGAAUUGAAGAGAAAUUGAGAGUGUUGGAGGCAAAAGAAGUCCAAUUUCGAAUUGAGAUGGUGGAGCAAAAGGCAAACCUUUUGAAGGAAGUGGUCUCUGCCAUGCUUGAAACAGUAAACUCAUAG
Arabis nemorensis is the source of this 501-nucleotide messenger RNA. The record is from the annotation of a GenBank genome assembly. NCBI's taxonomy places the organism in Eukaryota, Viridiplantae, Streptophyta, Magnoliopsida, Brassicales, Brassicaceae.